ACGUCAAGAAGAAAAAUAUUUUUGUUUCAAAGUUAAAUAAAAAUAAAAACUGAAUAUUUUAUCAUAAAAAUAAUGAGAAUAUAAAAAUAAAUAUAUUCUAUUCAUAUUUGUCUUCGCUAGAUAGAUAUUUUCCUUACAUUUUUUAAUCUAAAAUAACCCUACGCCUUUUUUCACAGUUCAUCGUUAAUUUAACAAGAUUAUAGUUGACUAAGUAAAUUUAGUGAAAAUAUGAAUAUUAUACCUGGUGAACCAGUUCCGCCUGGCUUCGAAGAUGAAGUCAAUCGUACUGCUGAAAUUCAGGCUACCAUCAAAACCUAUCGAGAUAAUGCUUUAAUUGGAGUCGAGUACACUGUCGAGUUGUUAAACGAUGACGAAAGGGAACCAUCUUACAUUUGUUUGCUCUGUGAUAAACGUGGCGAUCCACGUACAAUCAUUGCCCAUUGGAUAAGCUACAACCAUCGACUAAAGUAUCUCGAAAAACACUUCCCCACAGCUGUUAGAGAACUAGCACCAAUUCGAUAUAAGCCUGAUUCUCGUCCAACUACUGCCCAGCUGAUAGCUGGCAUUUGUGAUGCCAUUGAACAUCAUUAUGGUAGACUUUCUUGUACCGUUUAUCAUGCAGAUGACUUUCGUUCAAUUCGUGAUCGAAUUACAGAGGAGAUUAAUGGAAAGUAUCAUUAUGAUGAGAAAACUGGUCCAUCAUUUAUUAAUGCCAUUGAUCGUGAAUUGUUGAGUAAGAAUUCGCAAAUUUUACAAAUAACUAUUAAGACUCCGGCUAGUAUUAAUGCGGAUGUGGCGAGUCAGAAGGAACGUGAUGAUUUGGAUGAGAUUUCGAGUGAUGAAGAUACUCAGAGGAAAGGAUCUGGUCCGUCGAGUGCUAAGAAGAAGCGCAGAAGUCAAUCGCCUGCUUAUAAAGUUCUUCCACGGGUUCGUCGUUCUCCUCCAUUCGAAGAGGAACGAUCAUCAGAUAAUAAAAAGAACAGCAACAACAGUGGUAAUACUUUACCAACACCUAAAGAACUUUCAAUGCAAGCCUUCCAAAUAGCACAGGAACGCUAUAAAUGGGAAAAAUACCGUUGCAUGCUUGAAAUUGCCGUAAAAGGUCUCGAGAAGUCCUUAAAAGAUUACGAAAAGAAUCCCGAAAAACAUCCACUUUAUCCAGAGGAGUGGAAGAAAUUCUGGAAUCGACGAUACAAAGAAUUGCAAGCUGAAAAGAAAGUAGAUCCAAACAAAUACGACUACAAGCCAGAAUGGAUUGUAUUUUGGACAAAACGUAUGAAGGAGUUACAUGCUGAAGAAGUCGAACAAAAGAAAAAACAAAUCAAAGUAAAUCUUGGCCUGAAGGAGGAUGCCGAAGAGAAAACCGAUCAAUUAAAGCAGAAGUUUAAAGUUCAGCCAAAUGCUCAAAAGAAUCCCGGUAGAUCUUCGGUGGAAAAAUCAACAAAGUCUUAUUCCAAUCCUUCGGCACCAGAAAGGCAUCCUAGAAAGGAAUCAUCACAUUCAUCAAAACCUCUGGCCGUAAUUGACAUUAGCGACGACGAUGAUGAUGACCGUAGACGCCCGACCUCCAGGUCGAGGUCUAAACGCAAUCGCCCACGUUCUAGAAGCCGCAGCUUAUCCCCUCUUAGUGACGAUUACAGGGAGCCUGAACGACGACAUGGAUCGUCCUCCUAUCGUAGUUUAUAUGAAAGAUCCAGAGGAGCACCGCGUCCACCGCAUCCAUCGCACUAUCCACCUUCACGUUCAGCAGCGAGCGAGUAUUACGAUCGUUAUCAUAGUGGUCAUUUCCCACCACCGCCAGGCUAUGGACCUGGAUAUAGAGUGCUCGAUCCGUACAUGUAUCCACAAUAUGAAAAACAGGGAAGGUUUUCUCCUCCUCCGCCAAAGGGUAAGUCUAAGGUAGUAGAGGAGAUUAAGGAGGAACCCGAAGACGAUGGACCUCUUACUGUGGUGGCUGUUUUGAGAUUGCUCACCGCCCUUGAAGAACAUUUGGGAAGUUUAGGACCGAAAGUUGUUGAUCUUUUGGGUAAGGCUUUGGCUUUGGAGAAGGUAAAGGCAAAUUCAUCAGAUGAUAUGCUUGUGAACGAGGAUAAUUCGGUGUUUUUUGAAACGAUAAAAGAAAAAUUAAAGGGACUCCUGAUUGCCGAUGUACUGGAGGAUUCACAAAAAGUGAGAGCUGUGAAAAAAGCUGUUAAAAAUAUUGCAGCUAUUAUUCAUCAAGUCAAUGAAAAAGGAAAAUCCGAUGAUACUGCUAAAGAUGAACUAACCGAUGAAACUAAACCAGCUGAAGAGAAGCCAAAACUUCCAAAAACUACAAAACCAACAAUUGCCGAUUUGCCAUUUGAUAGACAAAUUCUAUCAACAAAACUAGCUGCCGCUUUAGUUAUGCAAGGACGUGAAGAUGUCUCCACCACUGACAUGGAUAAACUAAUUUAUUUCUUUAUCCUUUUGGUUAAAUUGUCCAAAGAAAAAGUCAAAAUCGAUGGAAAACCAAUUCAAAUGAAGAAUGUUCUCCCAGAAUUGGGUAUAGCUCCAAUCAUAAGUCCAGCAUUGGUUGAGGAAAUAAUAGAACAAGAAGUUGCAACCAUGGCGGCAGCUGAAGUUGAAAUGGAAGUUGAAGCUAGCGAAAAGGAAGCAAAUAUUUCGAGCAGUGCCAAUGCACUAGAAAGUCUUACCGACUCUGACUUGCAGACUUUGUUGCAAAAUUUCAAACACUUGUCAACUGAGGAACAACAUCAUUUGAUUGCACACUUGAAGAAACUCGAAACAGCCGAUCCGGUGCGAGUAGAGAAACUCCGAAAGUAUGUUAACUUGGAUACAGAUGCCAAGGAGCCAUCUGCUUCAACAUCGGCGGCCAGUGAUUAUAAAUUUUCAGACUCAUCAAGAUUGGAAAAAAGUGUCGGAGAUGACUCACCGAGAUCUACCCGCAGGGAUCAUUAUACUGAUGAUGAGGCAAGUCGUGGAAGUCAUGUGCGUAAAUUUAUCGACGAUGAUGAUGAUGAAGAUGACGAUUAUAACUUUGAAGAUGUAUUUAAAGCUGCUUCCAGUAAUAUUACCCGAAAUUCAGAUGAACGUUCCCAACAAUCAUCAUCGAAUCGUCAUGGAGCAUCACCUCCUCCACCACCACCGUCAUCCAAACAUCACUCGAAUCAUCGGCAGAGAAGUCUUGAAAGGUCAAUUGAUUCACCUUCGAAAUCAAAAACAUCGAAAAAUGUAGACAAGUCAAAUGUAGAUUUUAAGAAAGCUCUCAGUGGUGCUGGUGUAUCUUUGUCCGAUACUCAAAAUUUGAUUGCUAAUCUUAUGGGUUCCUUGCAACAAAGUUGCGGAAAGUUUUCCAACUCAAAACACGGAGAAAGUGUUUCUGAAUCAGAGGAUAAAGAUGGCACUCCACCACCAAGAAAUUCUCAACAAACCUCUCAACCAUCUGCUUCGGUGCCUUUCUACCAGCAACAGCAGCAACAAGAGCACCUACAGCAUCCACAAAUGCAACAACAGCAAAUGCAUCCACAACAACAAAUGUUUCCGAACUAUCAAAACCAACAGAUGCCCAAUCAAGGUCAAUACUAUCCACCACCACAAAUGGGUUAUAACAAUGCAAUAGCUUAUCCUAACUUUAACUAUCCGGGUCAAAUGCAACCCACCCAACAAUUGGCUCCUUUUAAUGCGAAUUUUAUGAACCAACAAAUUCCUGGUCAGGCUAACUAUAAUUGGAACGGCGGAGGCGGUUACAAAUAAAUUCUCUCUCUCUCUCUCUCUCUCAACGCCUGUGUCGUUUCGUAAGCUUGAGUGUUGUGUUCCCGUGUAAAUUAAGAAUUUAAUUUAGUUAUUGUAAAAAAAAAAAUAUGAUGGAUAAACUGUGAACUUAAAAAACAGAAGAUAAUGAUAAAAAAUUUAUAAAAUAUAGUGUUCCCAAUAAUAGAGUCGACAAGAACGAGAGUAUUUUGCUAGACGUGUGCCAUUGUUUCAUCUUUAAGAUCUCACACACCAGAAAAGACAUGCGCGCACACAGAGAGUUCGGGCGUUGUUAUUGCGUUAAAAUAAUAGUACGGGGAAGCAAGUAAUAAUGAUUAAAAUUAAUAAUGCAACAAUUAAAAAUAGUUCACAAAAUUCCAUUUAAGAAGUACAUAAUGUGUGUGUAUUUUAAUUAUUAUUGAUUUAUUAUAAAUAUAUUAUAUUAAACCAAGACAUAUAAUACGGUUCUUGCAACCAACCAUCAUCAUCAUCUUUCUUCAUUGUUCUAAGGCAAAAU
Molecule: messenger RNA, 4249 nt
Organism: Episyrphus balteatus (marmalade hoverfly)
Lineage: Eukaryota; Metazoa; Arthropoda; Insecta; Diptera; Syrphidae
Exons: 5
Coding region: 229-3735 (1168 amino acids)
Source: RefSeq, a predicted model, not a curated record